This is a messenger RNA of Cynara cardunculus var. scolymus (artichoke), 1591 nucleotides long. RefSeq names its product probable receptor-like protein kinase At1g30570. Gene Ontology annotation, molecular function: ATP binding; transmembrane receptor protein tyrosine kinase activity. The record is from RefSeq and is a predicted model, not a curated record. The transcript is spliced from 4 exons. Lineage: Eukaryota; Viridiplantae; Streptophyta; Magnoliopsida; Asterales; Asteraceae. Gene Ontology annotation, biological process: protein autophosphorylation. The coding region runs from base 1 to 1236 and encodes 411 amino acids. Gene Ontology annotation, cellular component: plasma membrane; plasmodesma.
AUGAUGCAUGUUACAAAACAAUUUCAUCACAUCCAAAUACAACUAGAAGCUAUAAUAUCAGCAACCAACAACUUUUCCGAUGACAAUUGCAUCGGAAAUGGAGGAUUUGGGAAAGUGUACAAGGGAGAACUCCUCCAUUCAGAGAGGCAAACCGUGGUUGCUGUAAAGCGUUUAAAUCGUGCAUUUGGGCAAGGAGACCCCGAGUUCUGGAAGGAGAUCAUCAUGCUUUCCCGUUACAAACAUGAAAAUAUCGUCUCUCUUUUAGGGUUUUGUGAUGAGAGUGGUGAGAAGAUCCUCGUGUACGAGUAUGCAUCUAAGAAAAGUCUAGACUUGUAUCUCAACAGUGAGGAUCUAACAUGGAUCCAACGCCUAAAGAUUUGCAUUGGAGCAGCUCGAGGACUCGCCUAUCUUCAUAAUCCUGGUGGGACCCAACAAAGGGUAUUGCACCGUGAUAUUAAAAGUUCUAAUAUCCUCUUAGAUGAAAAUUGGAAUGCUAGGAUAUCAGAUUUGGGUCUAUCCAAAUUUGGUCCUGCCAACCAACAAAUCACAUUUCUUGUCUCCAACGCUGUAGGCACGAUUGGGUAUUGUGACCCGGUAUAUGUAGAGACGGGGGUAUUAACAAAGGAGUCAGAUGUAUACUCGUUUGGCGUGAUGUUGUUCGAAGUACUGUGUGGGAGGUUAUGUAUUGGCAAUAACAAUGAUAAGUAUCGACCACUGACAGGAUUGGCUCGACAGUGCUAUGAACAGAACAAAAUAAACGAAAUCAUUUAUAGAAAUAUAAAGGAUGAAAUAAAGCCCAGGUCUUUGAAGGCGUUUACUGCAAUAGCUUAUCAGUGUUUGAAGAGAGAUCUUGAAGAACGUCCAUUAAUGACCAAGGUUGUGAGAAUACUUGAACGUGCGCUACAACAUCAAGGUGAUGCAAAUAGUCCUGCAGAUUAUGAUAGCGAUGAUGAGGACGUAGUAGAAUCAGAUUUUUCGCCGUUGGAUGGUGGUACAAGCAGAAACCAUGUGGCGGAAAAGAGGUUGACGAUGAACAUGCGCUUAAAGGAGCUGCGUGAAAGAGUGAAAAAGCAACAAGAAGUGGUGGAAGAGAAGAGGUUGAAAACAAAUCUAGUAGAGCAGCAAGAGACGGAGCUAGAGAUGGAGCACAAGUUGAAGGAGAUUCGUCAUAUGAUUCAGUCAAAACUUGCUCUAAGAACCAAGGCUGUAGACAAGUCUGUUCCUGACAUUUUAUAGGUCCUGGGCGAACGUAAAAACAAGGCCCACUGCAAGCUCUCAUUGUGAGAGCUUACAGAGGGCAUGGAGGUGUUGAGACAGCAGGAGAGGAGAGGGCAGGUGGUGUGACUAACAAAGUGGCUGCAAUCUCACUCAACCAUGACAUUGUUUCCUAAACUUGCAAUUGGUAAGUGAACUGGAAUAAGGUUUGUGGUAAGAUUAGUUAUAAAUUACGCUAAAAGUUAUUAAGAAACUUAAUGAUAAUUUUUCCUAAAUAAUUGGAUGUCUAUUUGCGGUACAUCCUCUCGGUGCAAGUAUUCUGGAGAUGCAUUUUUCUCGCACCGAAUGCAUUGUGAAUUUGUUAAAACAUUUCCUG